CAUGGAGACCCCUCCGGGCCUGCAAACCGACUGUGAAGCGCUGCUCAGUCGCUUCCAGGAGACCGAUAGCGUGCGCUUCGAGGACUUCACCGAGCUGUGGAGGAGCAUGAAGUUCGGGGCCAUCUUUUGUGGCAGAAUGAGAAAUUUGGAAAAAAACACGUUUACAAAAGAAGCUUUAGCUUUGGGUUGGCAGUAUUUUUUACCUCCAUAUACCUUCCAUAUCAGAGUUGGUGCUUUGUAUCUUCUGUACGGAUUAUAUAACACCCAACUGUGCCAACCAAAACAAAAGAUUAGAGUGGCCCUAAAGGAUUGGGAUGAAGUUUUAAAAUUUCAACAAGAUUUGAUAAAUGCACAACAUUUUGAUGCAGCUUAUAUUUUUAGGAAGCUUCGACUGGACAGAGCAUUUCACUUUACUGCAAUGCCCAAAUUGCUGUCAUAUAGAAUGAAGAAAAAAGUUCAGCGAGCUGAAGUCACAGAAGAAUUUAAGGAUCCAGAUGAUCGUGUAAUGAAACUUAUCACUUCUGAUGUAUUAGAGGAAAUGCUGAAUGUUCAUGAUCAUUAUCAGAGCAUGAAACAUGUAAUUUCAGCUGAUAAGUCCAACCCAGACAAAGCCCUUAGCUUGAUAAAGGAUGAUUUCUUUGACAAUAUUAAGAAUAUAGUUUUGGAGCAUCAACAGUGGCACAAAGACAGAAAGAAUCCAUCCUUAAAUUCCAAAAUUACAGAUGGAGAAGAAAAGAGAGAGAAGGAAGGAGAUUCACAAGAAUCCGAGAGAUGUGAGAGAGCAGUAUCAUUAGCAAAAAUAAAAUCAAAGGCCUUUUCAGUUGUUGCUCAGGCAUCCAAAUCCAGAAGGCAUCGUCAAGUCAAACUUGACUCUUCUGACUCUGAUUCUGCAUCUGGUCAAGGACAAAUCAAACCAACUGAGAGAAAAAUAAAUAAGGAAGCACUGAGAUCAUCAGGAAGGAAGAUGUCUGCCAAAAACAAAGGUGACAUGCAGAAUGUAAAUAAGGAAGAUAAAGCUUUAAGUCUGAGUAUGCCUAUAAUUACAGAAGAGGAGGAAGAACAGAAUCAAACUUUUAGUAAAACAGAGUUCACUGGACCUAAGAGGAAAAGAACAUACUGAAUAAAGAACCUGGCAUAAAGUUGUUAAUUUUGAGCUUUCUGACAAAAGGAAAUAAGUGUAUCUGAUGUAUUGGAUGGGAAGACUGCCAGUAUUAAAAAUAUUCUUCUGGGAACUGUGGGUGGUUUCUUUGAAAUGGUAAUAUCUUAACAAAGUUUUAGAAUAAGAGCACAAAAAAAUUAGAGUAAAAGUU
Molecule: messenger RNA, 1310 nt
Organism: Orycteropus afer afer
Lineage: Eukaryota; Metazoa; Chordata; Mammalia; Tubulidentata; Orycteropodidae
Gene: SNAPC1
Product: small nuclear RNA activating complex polypeptide 1
Biological process (GO): snRNA transcription by RNA polymerase III; snRNA transcription by RNA polymerase II
Cellular component (GO): snRNA-activating protein complex
Molecular function (GO): sequence-specific DNA binding
Source: RefSeq, a predicted model, not a curated record